UAGCUAGCUAACGUUACAAGCAACUAGCUAACGUUAGCUAGUCUAACACUGAAGCUCCAAUUUAAAUCUUGUGAAGAUAACAGCGAAAUAUAUAAAACACAAAUAUGGCUAUUUGGCAGAUUACACGUUUAUAGAAAUGUUAUGAGACCGUACGUGAAUGUCUGUUCUUUCGUAUGGAAAGAGCUUGUUCUCCUUUCUAAAAACUUAACGUUACGUUACAGAGGACCGCGUUCCCGUUAAGCCCCUCAUGCGGUAAAUUGAUUUGAAGCACUUUUUGUAUCAACACAAUGCUCGGUCAUCAUGACUUUCAUUACGAAUGUCUAACUUUCUUGUAACUAAGCUAAACAAAAUGGGCACUUCGGUAAUAGGCUUUUUUUUGUAAUGCCUUAGUUUCAGUUGUUUCAAUCCGUGUACAUUCAGUUUCAAACCAGUGUAUUGUGUAUUAUUAAGUCCAACAUAGAAAGGACUCACAUAUAGGAAGGAUGGUGUGCAUGGGCCUUGUUUUUAUGUCCACACAUAUAAACUACACCGUUUUAACAGAUUGGUCACACAAUCACAACAAAGAUGAUCUCAUUAGCCAUUUUCAAAUUGUCUAAAUCUUGUGUCUUUCAGAAAAGGGGAGUGCAAAAUAAUCCUGACUAGGACCACCAAGAUUUUAUACUUUGAGUCAGGGGGAGCCAUACAUUGAAGUCUAGGGAGAACGUAGAUUUCUCAAAGGAGAAAAUUUCUGCGUUUGAAAGGCCUUUAAGAUGUCCACCAUGAUUGUUCUGCGUGUUGUUAUUGGAGAUACACAAGUUCACAAAUUGGUACUACCAGAGGGUGUACCUAGCACUGUAGAGGACCUUUCAGCUGUCAUCCAGGAGCAGUAUCAACUUACUGGAAGUCACGCUGUUAUGUAUAUGGACAAAGAUUUUGAUAAUCAGUACUUUACUCUGACAUCCACGGAUGUAAUUAAGGACAAAGAUACAAUUAAACUCAUUCCAAAUGAAGAUCCCACUUUGACUUUGAUGCUGACUCCUGUAGCUGAGACUGUAGAAAGUUCAUCUUCCUUCUCCCUGGAUCAGUCCAGUCAGGAUCCUGCUGCUGCGUCUGUUAGCUCUGCUGACAUAAUGAUAUUACCAAAAUCGCCAGAGUGUCGCUCUAAACAAUGGCCUGCAUAUUUUGAGAUCCCCACUUUUUCUCACAAUGUGGAGAUGCUCCUUCAAGCUGGAAAUGAUACUUACGAACGUGAUGGAACCGUCCUGCAAAAUCCGGCAAUGACCUCCGACAUACUUGAGACAAUUGCAGAUUCCAUUUUUUCCUACACAGCUUACCCCACAGGUCUCCAAAUACUGUCUGUUGUUGAAGCCCUGGUUAAAAAACAUCCAUGCUUAAAGGAGCCUGCAACAUCUUUGUCUGGAUUAUAUGGAUGGCAACAGCGUCUCAAAUAUAAGAUGAAUAAUUAUCGUUCUAAACUCAGAAAGCGUGAAGUGCCUUGUCCAGAGCUAGAAAUCAACUCCAUGAAAAGGAAGAGACCUGGUGACACAAAUCCAGCUAAAAACUGUAAGAAACCAAAAAGAGCGGAAGUCAACUAUCUUCCUCCACACCCACAAGGAGAGACAACUGAAAAUUUAGAGAAGAUACGACUAGAGCUACUUGAAGACAUUAAAAAGAAAAACAAUUACGGGGUGAUUUAUCCAAAAAUGGCCCAAACCUUCUCUUAUCGAAGACUGGAGGUGGUGACUGGUAGUCCAGCUGCUGAUGAAUUCAAAGAAAGAUGGCCAGCUCUCUUUACUGAAGCAGGGAUAAAAGAAGAGUUUCGGAGAAUAACCACCAUUCCCCUUGAGCAGACCUUCAUGUUCAAUCUGGAUAGUUACACUCCAAAACUGCUUUCUGUACUUGAGAAGAAGGGUGGCGCUAUUGGUGCAAAACUGAGACCUAUUUUGGAUAAACACAGACAGGUGUGUUUACUUGGUCACAAUUGUUGAGCGCAUUAAAGAUAUUUACCAUUAAUAAAUCCCUGUCUCUUUCCAGAACGAAACAGUUGAGAUGAGACGUGGCGAUGUGAUUCGUGGAUUAAUGCUCUACCUUGGUGAAAAAGAGGAAGAACUCUUUCUAGACUGUCAGGUAAAACUUGAAAUUUCUGUGACUGUCUUUAUGAUUUAUAUAUAUUAUAAAUUAAAGCUGAUAUCCCUCGUCUUGCAACAAAACAAGGUCUCUCAGAUUUUAAAAUGGUUACUCCUGGUCCAAACUUAUCACUUUUUUCCUAAUGGAUUUAUAACAUCCAAAAUCUUCAUAGGAGUGGGUUUAAAACAACUUUUGGGAAGGAACACUGUCACGAUAACUUCUUUUCCUGUUUACAAUCAAUUAAAAGGUGUAAAAAAAUAAAGUAUUUUGAGGAGCAAAUGUCUCUUUUUACAAUAUAUUGAAGGAGAGGACUUUUUUUCCCCUGCCAAUGGAUGUGUAAAAAUCAGGUAUAGCUCCCUUACUCAUA
Paramormyrops kingsleyae is the source of this 2473-nucleotide messenger RNA. NCBI's taxonomy places the organism in Eukaryota, Metazoa, Chordata, Actinopteri, Osteoglossiformes, Mormyridae. The record is from RefSeq and is a predicted model, not a curated record.